AUGUCUGCUUCUACGACAAUACUCGUCACGGGGGCCACAGGCCUCAUCGGCUUCCGUAUUCUCAUCGCUGCUCUUGCUGCGGGUCACACCGUGCGCUUUACUGCCAGGUCAGAGGGAAAAGCGCAUCUGGUCACCUCGAACCCCGCGGUGCCAAACUUCGACCGCCUUUCCUGCGUCAUCAUCCCCGACCUCACAGUCGCGGGCGCCUUUGACUCUGCUCUGGAAGGCGUAACGUACGUGAUUCACGCUGCGGCACCUGUCCCUAUGCCAUAUUACGAUCCCAUGACAGAGAUAUUCCAGCCCAUGGAGAAAACAACGUUGGGCCUGCUUACCUCUGCUCUCAAGACGCCCAGCGUAAAGCGCAUUGUCAUCACUUCAUCUGUCAUCGGGAACCUUGGUGUCGGGCCACUCCCCACCAUUGCGUCUGCAUCUACGCGCACGCCGCUGCCAGACCCCUUUCCGUCUAGUUUCGGCAACCCCUUCGAAGCGUACACGCUGGGCAAGAUGGUUUUGCUGCACAUCGCGGACAAGUUCACCAAGGAGCACAACCCGCACUUUGCCAUUUCUCACGUUGUGCCUGGUUACGUCUUUGGUCGCAACGAGCUGGCGCUCGAUGCCAACAUGAUGCAAACCCAUAAUAGCUCUAAUAACUUCUUGAUAAUGGGUAUCCUAGGCGGGGAACCGCCGUACCCUGUCCAUGGCCACUAUAUACACACAGACGACUUAGCGGACGUUUACCUGCGAGUAGCCUUCCGCGACCCAGAACCAGGGGAGCCCAAAGACUUUGGGGCCGCGAUCAAGGUGGAUUACGAGAAUAUUUUCGAUUAUGUCGAAAGGGCGUUUCCCAAAGCGGUUGCGGAGGGUGUAUUCAAGAGAGGCAAGGUACUCACAUUGGCCGUCGAAUAUAAGGGGGACGAUGUAGAGAAGCUGUUAGGUAGGAAACCGAAAAGCUUUGAGGAUGCUGUGCUAGAUGCUGCUGACUAG
This is a messenger RNA of Hypoxylon fragiforme, 984 nucleotides long. Its product is annotated as putative cinnamoyl-CoA reductase. Bases 1 to 984 code for a protein of 327 amino acids. Lineage: Eukaryota; Fungi; Ascomycota; Sordariomycetes; Xylariales; Hypoxylaceae. Gene Ontology annotation, molecular function: oxidoreductase activity, acting on the CH-OH group of donors, NAD or NADP as acceptor. The record is from RefSeq and is a predicted model, not a curated record. The transcript has a single exon.